This is a messenger RNA of Arabis nemorensis, 390 nucleotides long. The record is from the annotation of a GenBank genome assembly. Lineage: Eukaryota; Viridiplantae; Streptophyta; Magnoliopsida; Brassicales; Brassicaceae.
AUGAGUUUCGAUCUGUUUCUGAGUAUUGGAGGCUACUGGUCAAGCGAUGAUGUUUACCUUGGUGGAGAGGCACAUGAAUCUGGUAGACACGUUGGAGAAGGAUUUUCACUAGAUAUGGUUCGAAUGAGAACUACGGUUUAUCAUGGAUACCAAGAAAACAUGCGGAAGGUGUCAUGGUUUCCACCAGAAACGCUUGAGAAGAAAGUGGAUAUUGAAGACGAUGCAGAGCUAGGGAAAGCUGUUCAGUAUGCACCUGGUUCAGGUGCGUUAAGUCUUUUCAUUGUCCGUGAAGAUGAUCCGUAUGCAGUGAAGAAGAGAAGGGACAUCAAAUAUGAGAAGUCUGACAGCGUUAGGGUUAUUGCUAUAUGUUCAGAUAAGGCGUGUCCUUGA